This is a messenger RNA of Purpureocillium lilacinum, 927 nucleotides long. RefSeq lists its product as uncharacterized. The record is from RefSeq and is a predicted model, not a curated record. NCBI's taxonomy places the organism in Eukaryota, Fungi, Ascomycota, Sordariomycetes, Hypocreales, Ophiocordycipitaceae.
AUGGCCGUCAUGCGAAAUCUUGCUCUGGCGCUCGCCUCCCUGACGGGUGUCCUUGCGAGCCCCGUCCCCCUCGCGGACACCACCAUCACCACCACAACUGCCGACUCGCGCGCCGUCACGCCGGGCAACACCUCGACCGCGCUCCGGAGCAACGACUUCUCAUGCCGGAGCAGCUUGCACCCCUCGCCGGUGGUCCUCCUGCACGGCCUCGGCGCCAGCGAGCAAAUCGACCUCAACUUCCUCGAGGUGUGGCUGCGUGCGCGCGGCUUCUGCACCUUUGCGCUGACGUACGGCUCGUACGCGCCCUACGUGCCCAUCCUCGGCGGCCUCAAGCCCAUCGCCGAGUCGUCGCUCGAGAUCGCCUCCUUCGUGCGCGAGGUGCAGGCGCGCACGGGGGCCGCCAAGGUCGACCUCGUGGGCCACUCCGAGGGCGGCUUCCAGGCGCUCUACACGCCCAAGCUGGGCGGGCUGGCGGCCAGCGACGUGGGCCGCGUGGUGGCCAUCGCGCCGCCCACGCACGGCACCAGCUUCGCGGGGCUGUACAACCUCGCGUACGUGUUCGGCAGCGGCAGCCGCGAGGCGGUCGGGGCGGUGCUGCGCGCCGUGGGGUGCGCCGCGUGCGACGACCUGGGGCCCGACGGCGGCGCGGUGCGGCGCCUCAGCGGCGACGGGAGGCCGAUUGCGCAGCCGGGCCAGGCCGUCACGGUGAUUACGUCGCGGGCCGACGAGCUGGUGACGCCGACGCGGACGUCGUUUGUCGACGAGCCGGGCGUGCACAACAUCUACGUGCAGGACUACUGCCCGCUGGAUCCCGUGGGACACAUUGGCGAGGCCGUCGACGUGAAUGUCUGGAACCUGGUGCUCAACGCGCUGGAGGACAAGGCUGGCCGUAAGUUUGUGUGCUUGGCCGGUCCGCCUGGGCGAUAA